This is a messenger RNA of Talpa occidentalis (Iberian mole), 2909 nucleotides long. RefSeq names its product nuclear VCP like (gene NVL). The record is from RefSeq and is a predicted model, not a curated record. Gene Ontology annotation, cellular component: nucleus. The transcript has 23 exons. Gene Ontology annotation, molecular function: ATP binding; preribosome binding; ATP hydrolysis activity. Bases 73 to 2655 code for a protein of 860 amino acids. Gene Ontology annotation, biological process: ribosome biogenesis. Lineage: Eukaryota; Metazoa; Chordata; Mammalia; Eulipotyphla; Talpidae.
ACGGGCAGCCCCGGGGAGGUCCCCUGCUCACGUGGAGCCGAGACCUAGGUGGUGGCUGAGGAAAGAGACGCGAUGAAGCCAAGGCCCGUAGGCUUCGUGGAUAAUAAGCUGAAGCAGCGAGUCAUCCAGUAUCUUACCAGUAACAGAUGUGGCAAAUAUGUGGACACUGGAGUCUUAGCAUCUGACUUGCAAAGAAUGUACAGUAUAGACUAUGGUCGAAGAAAACGAAACGCUUUUAGGAUUCAAGUAGAAAAAGUAUUUAGCAUAAUUAGCAGUGAGAAAGAAAUUAAGGAUAUAACAGAAUUGGAAGAUGAACAUUUGGCAAAAAGAGCAAGACAAGGUGAAGAGGAUAAUGAGUAUAUGGAAAGCUAUUCUGAUGAUGAUUCAAAUGUGGAAGAUUACCCAGAUCCACAGUCAGCAAACCAUAUGAACAGUUCCCUGGUCUCCCUAUAUCGGAAAGGAAAUCCUAACUCUGUUUCAAGUACUCCUGAGGUGGAGCAAAGAGGAACCACGGUUUCAACACCACGAAUCACUUCCAAAACAGGCUCCAUUCCUUUGAAGACCCCUGCCAGCAGUUCUGAAGGAGGAUGGUUCAUUGACAAAACUCCAGGUGGAAGCAAAGAUGGUUUUUUCUUGGACUUGUCAGAUGAGAAAAGUAAUCAGAAGAAACCAAUAUCUGAGAUAGAGGAUUCGAAAGAUUUUUCUCUUCUGGAGAAUGAUAAAAAACGGAAAAGCAGGCUAAAGAGGAAAGGAAGCAAAAGGAAGAUAGAACUUCAGGAAGUAGAUGAAGAAAUAGAAGCUGUCCUGCAACAGAAAGUCAAAGCCAGGGGACUAGAAUUGCAGAUCUCCAAUGUGAAGUUUGAAGAUGUUGGAGGCAAUGACACCACAUUAAAAGAAGUCUGCAAGAUGCUCAUUCACAUGCGUCACCCGGAGGUGUACCAGCACCUAGGUGUCGUGCCCCCUCGUGGAGUCCUUCUUCAUGGGCCACCAGGCUGUGGGAAGACAUUACUUGCACAUGCGAUUGCUGGGGAACUUGACCUUCCAAUUUUGAAAGUGGCUGCUACAGAGAUUGUAUCUGGAGUAUCUGGAGAAUCCGAACAAAAGCUGAGAGAACUAUUUAAACAAGCUGUGUCAGAUGCACCCUGUAUCCUUUUUAUUGAUGAAAUUGAUGCUAUUACCCCCAAAAGAGAAGUUGCUUCAAAAGAUAUGGAAAGAAGAAUUGUAGCCCAGCUUCUAACCUGCAUGGAUGAUCUGAAUAAUGUGGUGGCUACAGCCCAGGUCCUGGUCAUUGGAGCCACUAACCGACCAGAUUCUUUAGACCCUGCUUUGCGACGUGCGGGAAGGUUUGACAGGGAAAUAAGCUUGGGUAUCCCAGAUGAAGCAUCCAGAGAAAGAAUACUUCAAACUUUGUGUAGAAAACUAAGACUUCCUGAGACUUUCCAUUUUCGUCACUUAGCACACUUAACGCCAGGCUUUGUGGGUGCUGACCUGAUGGCACUCUGCCGGGAGGCAGCCAUGUGUGCAGUCAAUAGGGUCUUAAUGAAGCUACAGGAGCAGGAGAAGAAGGGUCCUGAGACUGAAGGGCUGUCUUCUGGAAAAAGCCAGGAAGAAAUGAUUGGAACUGAUCACAAUACUAAAACACAGGUGCUAUCUAUACAGGAUGAAUUACAAAGGCUGCUAUUGUUGCUAAGAAACCAAGACCCCCUCUCUGAGGAGCAGCUGCAAGGGCUGUGCAUUGAAUUGAAUGAUUUCAUUGUUGCUCUCUCUUCUGUCCAACCCUCUGCCAAAAGGGAGGGCUUUGUAACUGUUCCUAAUGUGACAUGGGAAGAUAUUGGUGCCCUGGAAGAUAUUCGAGAAGAGCUCACCAUGGCCAUAUUGGCACCAGUACGUAACCCAGAUCAAUUCAAAGCUCUUGGAUUGGUGACGCCAGCUGGAGUCCUCCUUGCUGGUCCUCCUGGCUGUGGGAAAACUCUGCUGGCAAAGGCUGUUGCAAAUGAGUCUGGGCUAAAUUUUAUAUCUGUCAAGGGCCCUGAAUUACUAAAUAUGUAUGUUGGCGAGAGUGAACGUGCUGUGCGACAGGUUUUCCAAAGAGCCAAGAACUCAGCACCCUGUGUCAUAUUCUUUGAUGAAGUGGAUGCCUUAUGCCCUCGAAGAUCAGACCGGGAGACAGGGGCAAGUGUCCGGGUGGUAAAUCAGCUGCUUACAGAGAUGGAUGGUCUGGAAACACGUCAGCAGGUUUUUAUUAUGGCUGCUACUAACAGGCCAGAUAUCAUUGACCCUGCAAUCCUGCGUCCAGGUCGCUUGGACAAAACACUCUUUGUGGGUUUGCCAUCCCCAGCAGCUCGUCUUGCUAUCCUAAAAACUAUCACAAAGAAUGGCACCAGACCCCCACUGAAUGCAGAUGUAAAUUUGGAAGCGAUUGCUGGUGACCAUCGCUGUGAUCGCUAUUCGGGUGCAGAUCUCUCUGCUUUGGUACGAGAAGCUUCUCUUUGUGCUCUGAGACAGGAAAUGGCAAGACAGAAGAGCGGAGAUGAAAAAGGUGAACUCAAGAUUAGUCAGAAGCAUUUUGAAGAAGCUUUCAAGAAAGUCAGAUCUUCUAUAUCAAAAAAGGAUCAAGUGAUGUAUGAAUCCCUGCCAUGGUCCCUCAGCCAGUGACUUCAGCAGUGGGCCUGGAAGGAGGACAGCACAUGGAACUGGCAGAGAAGCCCACAUGUCUGAGCCACCCCCUUUCAGGUUGACACAGAUGUGGCCUCAUGUAAGCAUUUUAUUCUUGAAUUAAUGAGGCAAAGCUGAAGCUGAAGAUUCUUUCUGUCUGGCAUCCAUAUGUAGAAACACCCUACCUCCUCUCUAAGAAAAUGAAAACAAUUAAAAACUGCUAAUAAAAUAGCUAAUACUUUUUAAAAAUAAAA